GGCCUGGGACAUGAUGAUGGGCAGCGACGUGAGGGUCCUGUCGAACGCGGUGAUGGAGCGUUUGUUGCCGACGCUGGAGAAAGAUCUUGUCCCCAAACUGAAGAGCAAGAAAAACGACAGGAAACGACUGUGGUUCAGCACGGUGGAGGCGGCCUACGUGUUGGUGCAGGAGACUCUUCUGGAGGGUUUGUCGAGUCUGAAGGACGAGCUGAGAAGAUCCCUGAGGCAGAAGGAAGUCCAGAUCCACUCAGACAUGGACCAGAUCCAGAGGAGCAAAGAAGAACUGCAGCAGAAGGUCCAAGCGCUGGUCUGGGGUCCGGCUGAGGGCCUCUGUGCUCUGAAGGUGGAGCCGGACCUGAGUUCGGUCCUGGACGAGAUCCUGGAGCCGGUGAGUCGAGGCUUCGCACACGGACGAGACGCGUGUGCAGGGGCCAUGGACCGAGUCAAGGAAGGACUGCUCCAGAGAGAGGACCGCGACACACUACAAGAGGUGCUGCGCUCCCUGUCGGGUCCUGUCUUGUCUGGGGGGUUUCAGGUGGUCGAGUCUCUGGACGAGCGACUCCAGCGACUCAGAGAAAGAUUCGGAUUCAAGAACGUGACCGGACUCGUCCACAGCGUCCAGAUCGACCUGCAGCAGUUGGUGGAAAACGCCGCUUUCACGUUCGAGAUUCUUUUGUCCAAAGUUCUGGAGGAACAUCAGGAGAAAGUCGCUCCGGCCGUCGACAAAGUCCGACACCGAGUCCUGAAGCAAUUUGACUACGACUCGAGUUCCCUGAGGAAGAAAAUCUGUGACGAGGCUCUGGUCCAGAUCACACUGCCCUACCUCAAGGAACAGCUGCAGGAGCAACACCGGCAGGUCCAGAAGCUGCAGUUCGACCACAGCGACUUCAUCGACAUCGAGAACAUCUACGAAGACGUUCUACUCAGUGUUCUCCAGAAAGAGGUCUCCAAAGUUGUGAAGGAGGCGGUGAGUUUGCAGAAGUACAAUCUGUUCAGCGACAGCAGAGAUCUUCUCCUGAGCCGCUCCAGCGUGUCGUCCAUCGGAUCCGCGCCCGCCAGCCCCGCCCUCUCACUCGCAUCAUCGCCCCGUGCGCCCUCAAGCCCCGCCCCCGUGAGCGCGCCGCACACGCCCACCGCGACCCAGGAAGUGCGGAGCGACGCGGAUCCGGCGAGCGUCCAAACUGCGGAGACCAACGGCGACAAAAUGACCACGAGUGGAGAAAGUGUCGUGAACGGAUGUCAGGAUGCUCAGGUCACUCAGGUCACUCAGGUCGCUCAGGACGCUCAGGUCUCUCAGGUCUCUCAGGUCACUCAGGUCGCUCAGGUCGCUCAGGACGCUCAGGUCGCUCAGGUCACUCAGGUCACUCAGGUCGCUCAGGUCGCUCAGGUCUCUCAGGUCGCUCAGGUCGCUCAGGUCGCUCAGGUCGCUCAGGUCGCUCAGGUCGCUCAGGUCGCUCAGGUCUCUCAGGUCGCUCAGGUCUCUCAGGACGCUCAGGUCGCUCAGGUCGCUCAGGACGCUCAGGUCGCUCAGGACGCUCAGGUCGCUCAGGUCGCUCAGGACGCUCAGGUCGCUCAGGUCGCUCAGGUCGCUCAGGUCGCUCAGGUCGCUCAGGACGCUCAGGUCGCUCAGGACGCUCAGGUCGCUCAGGACGCUCAGGACGCUCAGGUCGCUCAGGUCGCUCAGGUCGUGGUGGAUGAGAUCCGAGACAUUUUAGAAAAACCGGGAAAUGAAACCCGAGUGGAUCCUCAGGACAAAGAAGGAAACCAAAGUGCGGGGGGAGAAUCCGAGGAUCAGGAGCCGUCGAGCAACGCACGUCCGGCGGGAAACAGCCACACGUCCGACCCGGGACAGAAGCUUCAGGAACCCGCCGAGGUCACCGCUGGAGCAGGAGACGCAGCGCAAACAUCUGAACUUCACGAUGACGUUUUUGAGCAGAAAGAAGAAGAAACGACGGAGGAUCAAAAAGAGGAAGUAACCACCAAAGAAGAGACGCUCGAAGUGAAGACGGAGACGAACCCGGAAUCACAAAGUCCAGGAGGGAAAGAAACUUCGGAAAAUCAGGGAGACGAGAAACUGGAGACGAAAGACGAAGCGGAAAAAGAAACGUCCGAAGACGCAGAGACGAAAAGCGACGUUUGUGAAACUCCUGAAACGGGAAACGCAGAGAGACAGGAAGGACAGGUGCAGGAAGGACAGGUGCAGGAAGGACAGGUGCAGGAGGGACAGGUGCAGGAGGGACAGGUGCAGGAGGGACAGGGACAGGUGCAGGAGGGACAGGUGCAGGAGGGACAGGUGCAGGAGGGACAGGCGGCGGGCGAGGAGGAGGAGGACGGCGACGACGAAGGCUCCACCACGUCAGACGUCCUGGAGGAAAACAGCCAAUCACAGCUCAGCUCUGAGGAGGACGACCAAUCAGAGGAGAGGAGCCGCACGGCGCCGGAGACCAGUGAAGAGCUGCUCCAGACUCCACCAGAGCGCCCCCUGGAGGAGGGAGAGGAAGAGAAGCCCCUCCUGGAGGAGGGAGAGCGCCCCCCGGAGGCAGGAGAGCGCCCCAAGGAGGACCAAGAGGAAAGAAAGCACCUCCUGGAGGGAGAGCGCCCCCUGGAGGAGGGAGAGCGCCCCCUGGACUGUAUCAGGGCGAUCCGGGAGCUGGUGCAGGAGGUGAUCGAGGUGGAAGACCUGGUCCACAGAUACCCCUCAGGAGUCCCUGUGGAACCUGGACCAGAACUGGACCAGGACUGAGCCAGGACCAGAGCUCGGGUCUGUGGGACUUGGAGCUGAUUAAAUAUGAUUUUAUUUUAGAUUAAAAUUUAUUUAAAUAAAUCCAUUUAUCUGCUUUUUUUAAACUCGAUUUAAACACCUGCCUCAGGACACAGCGCCCCCUGGUGCCCCUACUGCCCCUAC
Messenger RNA from Boleophthalmus pectinirostris (great blue-spotted mudskipper), 2905 nucleotides. RefSeq names its product neurofilament heavy polypeptide-like. The record is from RefSeq and is a predicted model, not a curated record. Bases 11 to 2743 code for a protein of 910 amino acids. The transcript has 11 exons. NCBI's taxonomy places the organism in Eukaryota, Metazoa, Chordata, Actinopteri, Gobiiformes, Gobiidae.